GGCAACGGAGUCGGCGGCCGCAGGGACAACCGUCGGAGGAGCCGCGGCGGAGAAGCCCGGAGCGCGGCGGGGCUGAGCAAACAGAAUUUGAGAAAGUUGGUCCUCCCAUUCCAAGUGAAAAGAUGGCUGUGUUACGGCAGUUUGGGCUUCUUCUCUGGAAGAAUUACAUCUUGCAGAAACGGAAGGUUUUGGUGACGUUGAUUGAGAUUUGCCUCCCCUUGUUGUUUGCUGCCAUCCUUAUUGGCCUGCGCCAUCGGGUCCAUUCGGUCAAUCACCCCAAUGCCACUUUAUACCACAGCAAGGAGGUGAACGAGCUGCCCAGGAUCUUCCAUCGCCGGCAUUUGGGCGUCCCCUGGGAACUGGCGUACGUCCCUUCCAACAACACGGCCGUGCAAAACAUCGCCGAGAGGGUGGAGAAGGACUUGAAAAUCGAAGCUCGAUGGUUUCCAUCCGAAAAAGAGUUUGAACGCUACAUCCGUUUCGAUAACCAUUCAGGCAACAUACUGGCAGGAGUGGUUUUUGAGAACUGUGUGGCUAACAGCCAGGAUCCCUUGCCACUCCAGGUUAGUUACCGGCUACGUUUCAAAUAUAGUCCUAGAAACGCUCCUCCGAGUGAGAGGACAGGAUUGAAUCCCAACUUGGAUCGAGACUGGAAAACCCGUUACCUCUUCCCAUUGUUCCAGCUGCCAGGACCCAGAGAGGCAAAAAGUGACGAUGGAGGCACACCAGGCACGGGGAUACAGUGGGGAAACCUGAUGAGAGCUGUCAGUGUUGAUGAUAACUUCACAAUGGCUCAUGUGCUGGGUAUGCUUCUCCUGGAUUCUGCAAUCUAUGGCUUUGUUGCUUGGUACAUGGAGAACGUGUUUCCGGGAGAAUAUGGCAUUCCACAACCCUGGUAUUUCUUUGUCAUGCCUUCUUACUGGUGUGGGAGCCCCCAGACUGUUCUGGGAAAAGAGAAGGAAGAGGAGGAAGACCCAGAGAAAGCCUUGAAGAGUCAGUUCAUAGAGGAGGAGCCUUCGGACUUGGUGUCAGGCAUCAAAAUCAAACACCUUUUCAAGGUGUUCAAAGUGGGAAACAAAACCAGAGAAGCUGUGAAGGACCUGACUCUUAAUAUGUACGAAGGACAAAUCACUGUCCUGCUUGGACACAACGGGGCUGGGAAAACCACCACUUUGUCCAUGCUGACAGGACUGUAUCCCCCUACAAGUGGACAGGCGUACAUCAAUGGCUACGAAAUCUCCAAAGACAUGGUUCUCAUCCGGAAGAGCCUGGGUCUUUGUCCUCAGCACGAUGUCCUCUUUGACCACAUGACGGUGGAAGAGCACCUGUACUUCUACUCUGGGCUGAAAGGUUUUCCUGCUGAAAAACGCCUGGGGGAGAUCGCCCAUAUCCUGCACAUCCUCAACUUACAAGAGAAACGUGGCACUUUGUCAAAGGCCCUUUCCGGGGGCAUGAAACGCAAGCUCUCCAUUGCCAUUGCUCUCAUCGGGGACUCCAAGGUGGUGAUGCUGGAUGAACCUACCUCAGGCAUGGACCCCGUUUCACGACGGGCCACGUGGGAGCUCCUGCAGCAGCAGCGGAGAACUCGCACCAUCUUGCUCACCACCCAUUUCAUGGAUGAGGCAGACCUGUUGGGCGACCGCAUCGCCAUUAUGGCCAAGGGGGAGCUCCAGUGUUGUGGAUCUUCCCUCUUUCUCAAGCAUAAAUAUGGUGCUGGGUACCACAUGGUGAUGGUGAAAGAGCCCUAUUGCAACCUCGGAGAGAUCUCCCGCCUCAUCUAUCAUUAUGUCCCCAAUGCUUCUCUGGAGAGCAACGUGGGGGCAGAAUUGUCCUUCAUUCUACCUAAGGAGAGCACACACAAAUUUGAGGCUUUGUUCACAGAGCUGGAGUUACGCCGGGAAGAACUGGGCAUUGCCAGUUAUGGAGCUUCCGUUACUACAAUGGAAGAGGUCUUCCUUAGAGUUGGCAAGCUUGUGGAUUCCAGCAUGGACAUCCAAGCCACCCAGCUGCCAGCUUUGCAGUACCAGCACGAACGGCGAUCCAAUGACUGGGCCACGGAUGACUCCAGCAGCAUGAGUGGCAUGACGAACAUGACCGAUGACAGUGGGGCGCUCAUCACCGAAGAUUGCUCUAACAUUAAGCUGAACACAGGGUUCUACCUCUGCUGCCAGCAGUUCUACGCCAUGUUCAUGAAGAGAGCGGUGUACAGCUGGCGCAACUGGAAGAUGGUAGCAGCCCAGUUUUUGGUGCCUCUUAUUUUCACUGCUUUUGCCUUGAUCUCCGCCAAGACCUUCCCGGGACCGCAAGACUCUCCGUUGUUGAAGCUGACUUUAAAUCCGUACGGGCAAACCACGGUGCCUUUCUCCGUCUCCCAAGGCUCCAGUCUGGGCGAGAGGCUGGCAGCGCAGUACAGGGAUGCGGUUGGUGCUCAGCGCCAGGAGCCGUUGGAGGUGGUAGGAGACUUGGAGGAAUAUCUGAUUUCUCGAGCAUCCGAAGAAGCUGGAGCCUUUAAUGAGUACCACAUAGCGGCAGCUUCUUUCCAAGAGACCUCGGACCAGAUAGACGUCACCGCUCUUUUCAACAACCAAGCGUUUCAUUCUCCUGCCACUGCGUUGCUACUGGUGGACAAUGCCUUGUUGAGGCUAAUAGCGGGACCCAAUGCCUCCAUCACAGUGGCGAACUAUCCGCAGCCUCGCAACAUGACCGAGACAGCGAAGGACCAGCUCAUGGAAAGCCAGACAGGUUUUGCGAUCGCCAUUAACUUGCUUUACGGAAUGGCCUCCUUAUCCAGCACCUUUGCGCUCCUUCUGGUCAACGAGAGGGCCAUCAAAGCCAAACACGUACAGUUUGUCAGCGGUGUUUACAUGGUGAACUUCUGGCUCUCGGCGCUUCUAUGGGACCUCAUCAACUUCCUUACACCUUGCACCCUCAUUCUGGUGAUCUUCCAAGCCUUUGACAUCAAAGCGUUCACUCAGGACAACCAUCUCGUGGAUAUAAUGCAGAUAUUUCUUCUGUAUGGCUGGGCCAUUAUCCCUCUCAUGUACCUCCUCAGCUUCUUCUUUUCUGUAGCAGCCACAGCCUACACCCGCCUCACCAUCUUCAACAUCUUCUCUGGCACAGCCACGUUCUUGGCGGUCGUCAUCAUGAGCAUUCCCGAACUUGGAAUGGUGGAUCUUUCCAAUAUGUUGGAUAAAAUCUUUCUAAUCCUACCCAACUACUGCUUGGGACAAAGUAUCAGCAAGUUCUACCAGAAUUAUGAGUUCAUUCAGUUCUGCACUUCUUCUUUUGAGUCGGUGCUCAUCUGUAAAGUAUUUAAUAUCACCUACCAGACAAACUACUUCGCUUGGGAAAGCCCAGGCGUUGGAAAAUACUUGACAGCUAUGGCAGCUCAAGGGCUCUCCUUCCUUCUCCUGCUCUUUCUCAUCGAGACUAACCUUCUCUGGAGAAUGAGGACCAUUGUUUGCGACAUACGGCGGAGGCGGAAAUGGGUCAUGCUGCUAAACCAGGUUCCGGUGCUUCCAGAAGACCGGGAUGUUGCUGAUGAAAGAAAGAAGGUUCUGGAAUCUCCAGUAGCAUCAAUUUCUUCUCUGAAUAGUCCUCUGGUGAUUAAGGAGCUUACCAAGGUGUAUAGUAGCAGGGAUUCUUGUCUGGCUGUGGACAGAAUCUCUCUUGUGGUCAGCAAGGGAGAAUGUUUUGGCCUUCUGGGUUUCAACGGGGCAGGCAAAACCACAACCUUCAAGAUGCUAACAGGGGACGAGAGCAUCACCUCGGGAGAUGCUUACGUGGAUGGACACAGCAUCCUGGACAAUAUCAAAAAGAUCCAGCAGCGGAUUGGCUACUGUCCUCAAUUCGAUGCACUUUUGGAUCACAUGACUGGAAGGGAGACCUUGAGCAUGUACGCCCGACUGCGGGGCAUCCCUGAACGCUACAUCGGCAGCUGUGUGGAGAACAUGCUUCGCGGGUUGCUCUUAGAACCUCAUGCCAACAAACUCAUCCGCACAUACAGUGGUGGGAACAAGCGGAAACUAAGUGCAGGAAUUUCUCUCAUUGGUGGACCUCCUGUGGUGUUCCUGGAUGAACCCUCCACGGGCAUGGACCCUGUGGCCAGGCGCCUAUUAUGGGAUGCAGUCGCUCGGACACGGGAGUGUGGGAAGUCCAUCAUUAUCACUUCUCACAGCAUGGAAGAAUGUGAAGCUCUGUGUACCAGGUUGGCCAUCAUGGUCAACGGGCAGUUCAAGUGCCUGGGCAGCCCUCAGCACCUGAAGAGCAAGUUUGGCAGUGGAUAUACCCUGCUGGCCAAAACCCACUGUGAUGAAGAAGGCCACGUAGAAGACUUCAAGGCCUUCGUGGAGAAGACAUUUCCUGAGAGUGUCCUGAAGCAUGAACACCAGGGAAUGGUCCAUUACCACCUCACCAAUAAGAACCUCAGUUGGGCACAGGUGUUUGGGACACUCGAAAAAGCCAAAGAGAAGUAUUGCAUAGAAGAUUACUCCGUAAGCCAAAUCUCCUUGGAGCAAGUCUUUAUGAGUUUCACGCGUUUCCAGCACUACACAGAAGAUUGCAAGAAAUGAGUCUUAAGUCUUCUCCAGCCUCUUUUGGCGGACUGACCUGUUGCCUAUAAGAUAGUCUAUAAAGAGAAGGUAAUUUAUAGUAUCAGCCAUGUCUCCAACAACAAGAAGAAUGGACAUAUUCUCAUUGGACAAUUGGUACACCACUGUACUGACUUUAUGAAGUUGAAUGCGUGGGUUGUGUGGAUGUGUUGUAUGUCCAUUUGUCUGUGUGAGGCAUGAGAAGGAGGAGGAAUGCUUAACCAACUUUCAAGGCAGCUGGGAUGUCCUACCAACUCUCACUCCAUUUUGAUGACAAUGGGAGGGCAUAGCCUACUAACAGUCGUGGAAGCAGCUAACCCUGAAUCCUGGGACAGUUCAGUAUCUUGGAUGCUAGGAUGCUAGUUUCUUCUUCCUUUUCCAGCCUCCCAAUCUCAUCUUCUUGAGAAGUUUCCACUGGACCAGUGUUGGUGUCAUUGGCCCGCCUGCAUGUCCCCAGUUUUGGAGCAUUGACAGCACAUAUUCACCCAUGUGGUUGUGAUCCAUAUCUAUAGGUUCAGGCAAAAAACUCUUUGGGAUGAACCCACUUGUGGUCCUUUGGAUGGUUUGCAUCUUUUAGAUGAUGAAAAAGCAAACAAGUGAAAGAAGCAAGCCAUUUUGAGCCCUUCCUUAGAUUGUAUCCAGGAAAUUGACUCUGCUCUUCAAGAACUAGUGAAGCAAGAUUUAAUAUCUCCACUUUCUUGGUGAGAAUAAGACAAGUUUGUUUUGACAGUCUUCAGCAUCCAUACUGCACACACCAGUAUCUAAAUCUGCUUUCCAAAGAUCUCAUGAACAUCAGAUCACAAGCAGCAAUCAUGAGCUUUCUCAUUGCAAAGCUGCCUUUGAUGCCAUUUAGAAUAACUUUUCCCGGUCUGGGUGCCCUCAGGAUGGAUGUGGACUUCCAACUUCCAGGAGUCCCCAGCCAGCAUGCCACUCCUGAGAACUCUGGAACUUGGUAUCUGUACCUCUAGAACUCAUUCAGGCCGAGGAAGUUGAUUCAGAGAGAUCGUCCUUGAAAAACCUAAGAGUUUGAUGUUCACAUCAGCUCCAAAUUGUUGUUAGCUGCCACAAGGUAGAUACAGGAGUCUUCAAACUUGACAGCUUUAAGACUUGUGGACUUCAAUUCCCAGAAUUCCUCCUCCAGUCAUGUUAGCUCAGGAAUUCUGGGAAUUGAAGUCCACAAGUCUUAAAGCUGUCAAGUUUGAAGACCCUUGAGGUAGACGAUCCAUUUUGUGGCUAUCUUAUUGCCAGCUAACUCUUGUAGACUUGCUGGAUUUGGCAAUAAAGCCAUAGCUCUGUUUCUGGAAACAUAGAAAGUCAAUGAAUUCACCUUCAGUGAAUCUUCCUUCCACCCAUCUGUCCUUUCCGUAUCUGUAUUCCUUCCUUCCUUUCUUCUAUAUCUGUAUUACUUCCUCCCUUCCUCCCUCCCUCUACUUCUAAAUGCUUCUGGAUGAUGCUUCUAGACCAUAAUAAGUGAGCUUGGAAAUGACAGUGGUUGGGUUUUUAAGGCAGGCCAGGUUCUCGGGCAUCAGAGAGUUACUCUCUGCACAAUCCUUCCCUUCUGAGUAGUUCAGUCAAAUGAUGGUUGCAUCUCAGUUUUCAGUUGUGGUUUCCCUUGCUGCACCGAAAGUGUGAGGCCAGAGUCCACAAUCCGUCUGCCAGUUGUGUCUUGCAAAAGAGAGCAUUCUCGGGAUCUAAAAAAAAGACUUCCGUGCAUUUCUUCUCUGCAUAAAGGACUAGGGUUUUAAACUCAUGACAAUUUGAAUCAAUGCAAAAACUCUUUGCUGCUUGAAUCAACCAAUGACACAUGGAAUGUAUAUUAUCUGAGCAUCUGCACCUCUGUUAGUCAGAGGAGAAUUGGAAAAUAUGUGGCACCAGGAAGGGAAGAACUAAAGGAACGCCCGGGUUUUAUUUUGUGCUAUUUCUGAAUUAAUAGUUAACUUUUAGUUUGGGCUUCUGGUGCAGGUGUUAUAUAGUUUGUCCUUUAGCUGGUCUGUGCCUUUCAGUACUUGCCUCUGUGUGGAGUCUUAUCAAC
This is a messenger RNA of Notechis scutatus (mainland tiger snake), 6621 nucleotides long. Lineage: Eukaryota; Metazoa; Chordata; Lepidosauria; Squamata; Elapidae. The record is from RefSeq and is a predicted model, not a curated record.